UUGCGACAGUCAACACAUGACAAAUGUUCUAUAUCGAUUUAUAAGUGUAAACAUAUUUAUAAAUAAAAAUACUUAUGAAAGUGUAGCAAUUACUGUAUAAAGUUAAUUAAGCAAACAAUCUUAAAGUAGUGUGACUAGAAAUGAUAAUCAAUUUAUUAGUUUAAUUUUAUAUCAACAUUUUCGUAACGAAGGAAACUUAUGUCAUAACAAAUAAUAAGAAGUUACAAAUGUAAAAUGAGUCCAAUAUUAAGAUAUAACAUUUUUGAAUAAAUUGGGGCUGAGUUUAUUAUGGACUCCAUGGAUGAUAUUAAUCAAAGGGGAAAACAACCAAAAUUAGGGUUAGGUCGUUUAGAACGAUAUUAUGGGCCCUAUAAUUUUGAAGAGAAUGAUCCAGAAAUUCGUGGAUGGAAAGAUAAAUCUUCAGAUUCUAAUAAUUAUUAUACUCGUCGUCAAAAUUACAAAUAUUUGAGUGAAGAUGAGGACUUUGAGGUGCAAGAUAUAGUCAAUCGCUCUUUUAGUAGCAGAACACCUCCAAUACAUUCAGAGGAAGAUAAUGCUUUAAUGAAAUAUGUAGGAGCAGGAGUGUCACUGGCUAGUCUUAUUACUGAGAAUCUGUUAAAUCAUCCUUUUGUGGUUUUAAGAAGGCAAUGUCAGGUAAAUAAUGUUUCAAGACGUUAUCACCUGAUACCUGUUACUCUAGUACCUGUUAUUAUUCAAAUUCAUAGAAGUCAAGGUUUAACUACCUUAUGGAAAGGUAUAGGAUCAGUUUUAUUGGUACGUGGCAUGACAUUAGGAGUUGAAGAUUUAAUAUCAAAAUUGACUUUGUGGCCUAAAGAUAUUGAUUGGGAAGAAGUUACAUGUAAAUCAUUUUUCAAACAUAUAUUAUUGAAAUGCUGCAGUACAGCUGUAAUCACUCCCUUUUACUCAGCUUCAUUAGUGGAAACUGUCCAGAGUGAAAUAGCUAGUGAAAAACCAGGAUUUUUUGAUGUUUUUCGAGAAGGAGUGUUGAGAAUGUUUACUUGGGGAUCUGGUUUUAAAGGGCGAAUGUUGCCUAUUUGGAUUUUAAUACUCCCAACCGUUAUAUUAACUGUUUCUCGGUACUUAGCUCAUAUUGGACUAAAAAGGGGGGCGUCGCGCUUUUUAACUCUAUUCAGCGAGCGAAAAUUUAAAUAUACAGGUGUCAGACCAAAGGAAUCUCUCACUAUGCAUACCCGGCGUCUAGAACUUGAAACUGAAAUGAAUGCCUCAUUCAUUGCACUUGUUGUAGCAGACACUAUUUUUUAUCCAUUAGAAACCGUUGUUCAUCGUAUUCACUUACAGGGAACUCGUACUAUAAUAGACAAUUUGGAAAAUGGUAAGACAGUCUUAGCAAUUUUAACAAAUUAUGGAGGUUCCAUUGAUUGCUAUGAGAAAUGUAUAGAAAUGGAGACACCGGCUGGAUUGUACAAAGGUUAUGGGGCCUUAAUAUUACAGUAUACAGCCCAUAUUGCUUUAAUUAAAUUUACCCAUUUUGUUUUCAUGCAAGUGGCAGACAUAAUAAGAAAAACCCGUAACAGUAAGGGAAAGCAAGUGUAAUUUUAGUAAAGGUAAUUGUUAGUAUGUAAUUUUUUAUUAAUUAUGCAGUUGUUUAAUGGAAAUUAAAGUACUAUUUUCUUUUUUGAAUCAUAAAAAGGCUGUAAGUUAUUUCAUUUGUUGCAAUUAGUAAUUUCUUAUUAAUAAAUUAUCAGUGAUUAA
Molecule: messenger RNA, 1734 nt
Organism: Agrilus planipennis (emerald ash borer)
Lineage: Eukaryota; Metazoa; Arthropoda; Insecta; Coleoptera; Buprestidae
Product: solute carrier family 25 member 46
Exons: 6
Coding region: 289-1575 (428 amino acids)
Biological process (GO): mitochondrial membrane fission; mitochondrial fission
Cellular component (GO): mitochondrial outer membrane
Source: RefSeq, a predicted model, not a curated record